GAUGAGUUACUACUAUCGUUACUAAAAUGUUAUUCCGAUGGGAACUAGGUAUGCAACCAACUUUACAAGCACUCGUAUUAGAGGUUGCAGUUGAUAGACGAUAAAGUUGGUAAUAUCUGGUAGAUUAGAGUCUAGCAGUUGGCAAUGACGAUAUCCGGCAGGGGUGUAUGUCAUAUCGGCCAUAGCGGCUGGCACUUCACUUGAAUUUUCGUUCUUGUCCGAUCAAGAAGUCCUCCGGUGGCCAUUGUAAGAAUUUACCUUUUGGUUGAAAUAAGUUAUAAGAAGAUUAAUUUACGUUGGAGGAAGUUUUUAUUUUUUUGUUUGGGGUUGUGAAGAGUUUUUGGUUCCAAUAUUUUUUGAAGAAAACAAUGGCCACUGGAGGGAGACUAUAACAAAAUUUAAGUCACAUUUGGAUGCUUCAUUUAUUUAUGGAAUAAACAAUCAUUUUGGUAUUAUUUUGGGUUUGGAUUGGAAGAGUUUUGGAUGUUUUUUUUUUCUCGUUUCUGGAAUAGACACUAAGUUCUAUCGACACUAGCAAGUACCUCCUCGUCAAUACUCUGUGUUGCUGUUCCUUACCUCCCGAGGAUUGGGAAGAUCGGAGGAUACGUACCUGGCUCUCUCAUCAUCAACCUCACCAGGAUUUUGGAGAAGCCACAGGCCUACUUUUGUAGAAACGCCAGGUUUUUAUAAUAAAAUUUGAAUUUUCAAUCCUUUUAAAUAAUAGUUUUCAAUUUUCAAUUUUUUUCAAUAACUCAAAUACAUAACCUUAAUAAUAAUAUAAAUUCACCUUCUUAAACCCUAUUAUCUUUAUAAUAUUCAAUAAUUUUUUUUUGUCAACGAAUUUUAUAUUUCAUUUUCAUGAUUGUAUCAGGUAUUUAAAAUAAUCUCAGGAUUGUAAACUAUCUGGGACGAUACUGUGCACACUAUCGAAGGGUUUAUUUCCUACUCAAUAAUAUUUAUUCCAUUCACCAGAUAUUGUCAGGUUGUCACUUCCGAUCAGAUACGGGAUUGUCAGCCAAUCUUGUAUUCUACAGUAAUAAUUAGUUUGUACAUGCAUAUUUAGAUCAAAUCACUUCCUUAGUAGAAUAAAUUCAUUACAUAUAUUAGUUUUUUCAUACUGUAAAACCUGCAUUAUCGACAGGAGUGUACUACCAUAGUACGUCGGAUAUUUAGCUAGUGUAUAAAAUUGUAUAUAGGGUUUAUAGGUAUUUUUUUUUUAUUAAAUGUGGUUGUACAUACUUAUAUGUUUUAUUAUCCUAUCAUUUUAAUAGUAUCUAUUAAUAGUAUUAGUUAGGUACAGCAAUAUAGGUCACGUGGAGAAGAAUUUAUUCAAUUCUUCCCUGGCGCUCAACACUACUUCUGAAUAUCUUCUUGGUCAAUAGUUCUCUUCUUGUCAUUACUCCUUAUAUUAAUUUAUUUUCUUUAUCAUUCAAGUAUUUCAGUAGGUACCGUCUUACUAGGGCGUGCAAAUACGGCCUGAUCCUUCCCUGAGCCCUACUGUUUAGUCUCUUCAAUUUCCAGCUAGCCUAUUUCUGUAAAACUUUAGUCAUUUAUUAAGCUACCCCAUUCAAACAGAAGAAUCAUACGUUACAAUUGGCGCCCAACGUGGGGCCCGACUUUCAGUAAGACAGUACCUUUCUUUAUUUUGUUGCUUAUUGUAAAUUUUUCUAGUAAGUAUCUUUCUGGUCUAUUGUUGUAUAUUUUGUAAUUAUAUAGAGAUACAUUUUUGAUUCCUUUUGUACGUUAUUUGGAAAAUACACUAGUGCACUUAUAUUGCUGUAUUGGUACUAUUUUAAUUUAUUUAAAAUAAUAAUUGUAAAUCGUGAGUAGGAUAAUAUUUGAACAGGUGUAUUGGUUGACAUUUCGGUCUGGUCGGUUUGGUGAUACCUGGAUAUUUAUUUUGAAAAAUUUUGAAUGAUUUAUUUUUUUUGAUAUCUAGGUACAUUACUACUUUUGAUUUAGGUUCAGCCACAAUAUACUACAGUUAGCUAAAUUUUUGCUUACCAUACCUAUAUAUAAUUUAUAAAGUUUUCAUUUUUUUAUAUACAUUUUCGUUUAAACAUUUACUUAAAUUAUUUUAAAUAUCUACCCCAAAUAUAUAUCUCGGUUAUAUUUGGUUUGUCGGUUUGUUAGGUCGUUAGUUUAGCAGCUCGUUGGUUGAGCAGCUCGCUUAGUAGAUUGUCGGUUAAUUGGGUCGUUAGUUGUUGGGGUGGGUUCGGUUUGUCGUUGUUGGGUUGGGUUUAUUGUUACUAAAUUUUUCCUACUACCAUGUGUACCUUUCAGCCAGAACAUUUGUUAGUUAGGGAGUUAGAUUAUGAGCUGAGGAUAAGGGAAAUAGAGGUGGAAGAAGCUGCUAAAUGUGAUAGAAAACGCAGUCUAUUGCGUGGUGCUCUUAAACAGGAGCAAGGAAAUAGGAGUUUCCGUCAGAUUUCAGCUGCAGCUAUUCCUUUCCUGGAACAACAACAGGGAAUAAAUGAGACACUAGAGGAUCUUACGCAAAAGAUAAAUAAUUUUAGAGGGACUGUCCAUGAUAGCAUGUAUUCUAGAUACAUUUCACGUCUUGCUCAUAUCUCUGGUCGUGUCCACUUAUUAUGUUGCUCAGAUGAGGAGCAACAACUUUACAAACGCUCUAUGUCCAUUAGGAUUCUCAGUCUAGAAGGUGAACUCGAUUCUCGAGUAAAUCCUCUAGCCACGUCCACUCCUGUUUCUUCAGUUCAAGCCUCUAAUUCCUUGUUACAUCCCAAGCCUGUGCAGGUACAUAAGUGGGGAGUUUCGUUUUCUGGUGAAGGUCAUUAUGACCAAGUAAUUUCAUUUUUAGAUAGGGUAGAAUGUCUUCGUGUUUCGAGAGGUGUGAGUGAGGAAGAUCUUUUUUCGGCUUCUGCCGAAUUAUUUACAGGCCAUGCUUUUACGUGGUUUAUGAACAACCGUGGUAGCUUUACCACUUGGACUGGUUUGGCUCAGAAACUAAAAUCCGAUUUUCUGCCUUAUUCUUUCCAAACUGAUCUCUUAGACGAGAUCAAGAACCGCAAGCAGAAACCUGGAGAAUCAGUGACUAUGUUUAUUAACACUAUGUUGGGUAUGUGUAGUCGUUUAGAUACUCCUUUAACAGAUAAUGCAAAAAUUAAGAUAAUUUUAAAAUGUUUGCUACCUUUUUACCAUGCCCAAUUGGCACUUGUUGAUAUAGACACUAUCGAAGACCUGACAGAUAAGUGUAAACGGUUAGAGGAAACUCUAUCCUGGUCUUUUCAUCCUCCUACAACACCUAAUUCUGGUGCUGGAUUUAACUCUUACUCCUCGAGAAAUCGUUCUUGGCAAUCUAGACCCCAUACACCGAAUGUGUCUGUGACUACUUAUUCUUUGUCUUGCUGGAAUUGUCAGGUUGUUGGUCACGCAUUUCGGGAUUGUACCAGACCCCAAACACGGAUUUUCUGCCACGGUUGUGGUAGAGAAAAUACGCUUAAACGUAACUGUUUUAAGUGUUCGGGAAACGAGCAUGCAGAGGCUCGUACCCUGAGCGUUCCUCAAACAGCAGCCCCAUCAGGGAACAUGACCGCAGCUGUAGACGAAGCUUCAGGUCCAAUACCCGCCAGCAGCUCGAACACCUCUCAGGAAGGAAGAAACACUUCCAACCGGAGACCAGCACGCAAACCGAAAUCAGGGAAAAAGUAA
Messenger RNA from Diabrotica virgifera virgifera (western corn rootworm), 3669 nucleotides. RefSeq lists its product as uncharacterized. The record is from RefSeq and is a predicted model, not a curated record. The transcript is spliced from 2 exons. NCBI's taxonomy places the organism in Eukaryota, Metazoa, Arthropoda, Insecta, Coleoptera, Chrysomelidae. The coding region runs from base 2269 to 3669 and encodes 466 amino acids. Gene Ontology annotation, molecular function: nucleic acid binding; zinc ion binding.